AUGGCUGCGCCUUCCACCUCCCUCGCCUUCCUGUCGUCCUCCAUCUUCCAUCGCUCAUCCCCAAAGCAAUUGCCCUGUUCUCUUCCCUGCACCCGCCUUCAUGCCUCCAGAGCGGGUAGGCCCUCUCUGGGUGUGCGCUCAGAGCUGGCCACCCUCCCGGUGCUCUCCUUCUCCGGCGAGAAGGUGGGCGAGGCGGCGCUUGACCUCCGCUCAGCGCCGCCUGAGACGGCGCGCGCCGUCGUCCACCGUGGCCUCGUCACCCAUAUGCAGAACAAGCGCAGGGGCACUGCCUCGACGCUCACCCGUGGGGAAGUUCGCGGCGGAGGGAGGAAGCCCUACCCGCAGAAGAAGACGGGGGGCGCGCGGAGGGGGUCGCAGAGGACGCCGCUACGGCCCGGGGGAGGGGUCAUCUUCGGCCCCAAGCCCAAGGACUGGAGCAUAAAGAUGAACCGCAAGGAGAAGCGCUUGGCCCUGUCAACGGCGAUAGCGAACGUCGCCACGGCGGAAGAUGCCGAGGCUUUCGUCGUCGAGGACUUCGGGGAUGCAUUCGACGUGAGUGAAUUCUUUCUGAUUUUGAGACUUAUGCAAUUUACAACCUCCUAUUUUUCUGUCUUUUCCCAAUCGACAGAUUCGUCUGACUUUUUGCGACUGAUCUCUGCAGGGAACGCCGAAGACUAAGGAAUUUGUGGCGGCAUUGAAGCGGUGGGGGCUGGACCCCAAGGACAAGGUCACGUUUAUGAUGACGGAGGUGCCCGAGAAUGUCUUACUGUCGUGCAGGAACAUCGGCACCGUGAAGGUGCUGACUCCGAGGACUCUGAACCUGUUUGACGUGCUGGAUGCCAAGAACUUGAUCUUCACAAGGUCAGCGCUGGAGUACCUCAACUCUGUGUACGGGGAGGACGCCGAAGACGCUGAUGACACAGAAGAAGAAGAAGGAGAAGACGAAGAAGGUUCGUGA
This is a messenger RNA of Spirodela intermedia, 958 nucleotides long. The record is from the annotation of a GenBank genome assembly. NCBI's taxonomy places the organism in Eukaryota, Viridiplantae, Streptophyta, Magnoliopsida, Alismatales, Araceae.